Medioppia subpectinata is the source of this 1259-nucleotide messenger RNA. The record is from the annotation of a GenBank genome assembly. Lineage: Eukaryota; Metazoa; Arthropoda; Arachnida; Sarcoptiformes; Oppiidae.
ACUAAUGGUAUGCAAAGUCAAUGCAAACACUGAUCACGUGAUUGUCGUUUGAAAAACAUUUCACAUCUUAUUUAUCACUCAUUCCUCCGAGUCUUUGGCCAUUCAUUGAGACAAUUGUGCCGACAAUGGAGGACAAGAAGUAUGGUUUAAUCCGAUUGUCGAAAACCAAUAAACCUGUCAAUACUCUCAAGAAGAAUAUCUUUGAUGACAGCGAUUCCGACGACGACUCGCCAGCGAAUUUAAAAUCAAAACAAGUGAUAACUUCUUCCUCGGGAGUGAAAAGACAAACCCAAUUAGACAUAAGCAAAGCGCUCACCGAAGACCCCAAUGUCUUUGAAUACGACAAUAUUUACGACGAUAUGAAGGCCAAGAAUGAGCCGAUCGUCGAAACGGAUCCGCAGAAUAAAGAGAAGCCGAAACCCAAAUAUAUUAACCAUUUAUUAAAGUUUUCGGAAACUCGAAAAAAAGAGAGCGAAAGACGUGUCGAACGGAAGAUACAGAAAGAGAGGGAACGCGAGGGCAAUGAGUUUGAAGACAAGGAACAGUUUGUGACCAACGCUUACAAAGAGAAACUCGAAGAGAUCCGACUUCAAGACCUAAAGGAUCAAAAAGAGCAACAAAUUGACGAUCUGUUGGACGUGAAGAAGCAAAACGAUUUGUCCGGCUUUUAUAGAAAUCUUCUAAAUAACAACAUGUCUUUGCCAUCGAAUCCAUCGGUCACUGAAACUGUUGCCGAAGUGCCCAAAGAAAUUCCAAAACCAAAAUCUAAUCGUCAAAUUAGGCGAAGAAGAAGUUCUUCGGAUGAAUCUGCAGAGGAAGAAGACUUACCACAAAAAAGUGUGGCAAAUGAUAAACACGUUGAAAAUAAAGGCGAAAACAAUAAACAAAUUAAAACCGAAGUCGAGAGCUCUGAUAAUGAAGACGGCGACGAAGACAUUGAUUCCGAACCAGAUCUGGAAAACGAGUCCAAACCUCCUAAGAGUGAACCAAUUGAUGAAAACAAUGGUGUAGUCAUUGAGAACACAGAGACACCAAAAGUAGAUAAAAGAGAACUUUUAAUACAGAAAUUUACAAAAAGAACUGUCGGAGAGGUCUUCAGUUCCGCUCAAAUGAGAUAUUUUGAAAGAAAAGAUAAAUACAUUUUGUAAAUAAAUAAAAUCAUUUCAUUAGUAAUUUAUAAAAAAUAAUAUUAACUUAUAUUAUAAAAACAUUAUAUAAUUUAUAUCUUAAAAUCAGUAUUGUUUCCCAAAUCCAACGCC